Diaporthe citri is the source of this 1044-nucleotide messenger RNA. RefSeq lists its product as uncharacterized. Gene Ontology annotation, cellular component: cytosol. Lineage: Eukaryota; Fungi; Ascomycota; Sordariomycetes; Diaporthales; Diaporthaceae. Gene Ontology annotation, molecular function: L-allo-threonine aldolase activity. The record is from RefSeq and is a predicted model, not a curated record. Bases 1 to 1044 code for a protein of 347 amino acids. The transcript has 3 exons. Gene Ontology annotation, biological process: L-threonine catabolic process; glycine biosynthetic process.
AUGCUCGAUGCUAUCAGACGAACCACUCUGAAUGAUGAUGUUUACGGAGAGGACCAAACCACCUCCGCUUUCGAGCGUGAGAUGGCUGCCAUUUGCGGUAAGGAGGCGGCCGCCUUCGUGAUCACCGGCACCAUGGCCAAUCAGCUCGCGUUGCGCACUCUCCUGAACGAGGCACCUCCAUAUGCCAUCAUGACGGACGCUCAGUCUCACAUCGUCCACUGGGAGGCGGGUGGCGCGGCAUUUAUCAAUGGAGCUAUGGUCCAGGCCAUUCGCCCGCUGAAUGGCAGGUACUUGACGGCGAUGGACGCGGAGAAGCACGCCGUGCUAGCCUACGAUGUGCACAAGGCGCCAACGCGCGUGAUCAGCAUCGAGAACACAAACUCGGGAACAAUUAUCCCACUCGCGGAGCUGCAACGUCUUCAUAGCUGGGCGAGGAGAAACCAAGUCUCGAUCCAUAUGGACGGUGCACGGCUGUUCGAUGCCGUCUGUGCCAGCGGGACCUCGCUGCGUGGCUUUGCGCAAUGUGCCGAUCUAGUCACGCUCGACUUCAGCAAGAACCUCGGCGCGCCGAUGGGAGCCAUGGUUCUCGGGACCACAAAUGCGAUCCAAAGACUGAAACGAACACGCAAAGGCCUAGGCGGCGGGAUGCGGCAGGCUGGUGUGCUAGCCGCUGCGGCCCGCCAGGCAGUCGUCGAGAACUUCGGACUCAGUGGAGUUGAUUCUGUUGGCACACUGGCGAGAAGUAACGAAAUUGCCAGGUCGAUUGGACAGCUUUGGACCGAAGGGGGUGGGCGUCUACUCCGAAGUGUUGAGACGAAUGUGGUCUGGGUAGACCUCAAAGCGUUGGGGAUCGAGGAGAAGGAAUGGAAUGCGGCGGGCAAAAGACGUGGCAUUUGUCUAGAUGGCAAGAGAAUAAUGUUCCAUCACCAGAUUUGCGAUGAGGCCGUACUGCAACUUCAGAGCGUUAUCAACGAGGUGCUUCCCAGCAAAAGCACUCAACCACAUAGUGCUUGGAUUGACUUCCGCGGAAAGGCAAGGCUAUAG